Chroicocephalus ridibundus (black-headed gull) is the source of this 3885-nucleotide messenger RNA. RefSeq names its product RAD50 interactor 1 (gene RINT1). The transcript has 14 exons. NCBI's taxonomy places the organism in Eukaryota, Metazoa, Chordata, Aves, Charadriiformes, Laridae. The record is from RefSeq and is a predicted model, not a curated record. Gene Ontology annotation, cellular component: Dsl1/NZR complex. The coding region runs from base 1067 to 3400 and encodes 777 amino acids. Gene Ontology annotation, biological process: retrograde vesicle-mediated transport, Golgi to endoplasmic reticulum; endoplasmic reticulum to Golgi vesicle-mediated transport; regulation of ER to Golgi vesicle-mediated transport.
CGGGGCUGGUGACGCGGCGGCUGAGGGAGCGCCGCGGUCUGUCAGCAGCUCGCCUGUCAGCGCGGCCGGGCCCGAGGGCCGCUGUGGGGACCCGAACCAGCGGGUAGCGGACUCCCUGGGGGGAGCCCUGGCUGGCCUGCCUCGGCGGGCCCGGUGUGAGCACGUCACUCCCAGCUCCACUCCUUGCGCCCGCUCGCUGGGCGCCGUCCAGGGAAAGCGGCGCCUCGGGGGCGGGGCCCGGAGCCGGGGAAGAAGUGCUCGCCGAGGCGUUAGCGGCUGGCGGGGAAAGGGGCUGCUUGGUGGCCUGGCCAGGGCCGCAAGCGGACUCGCCCAGAGCUUCCCCGGGCCCGCCGAGCUUUCUAAGGCGCCUUGAAACGGGCUGUCCCUCUGGUGAAGGUGGGUGCCGAGCUGCGUGCUGGAACUGGGAGGUAGCUGGAGGAUGCUCCCACGGUCCUGUUCCUCUCUCCUCCUGUAUCCCGAUCUUUUCCUGUAGCAAUAAAAGAGCACCUCUUGGUUAGUAGUCUUCUGCGGUAUUGUUUUCAUUGCUGCAGACAGCAUGGUGCUUUUUACUACUCUCUUAUCUAUGUUCACUUUUUCCUCAGCAACACACAUGGUCGCCCAGUUUGUUCUUCCCAGUGCUCUCUAUUGCUUCUCCAGCUUCGGCUCAUCAGUUGCACCAUUUUCUCACUCUUUCCUCUUGUCUAUUUAACAGGGGUUUUCGCUUAAUUAAAGCUUGUAGUAGAUAAAGCAGAGGUAUAUAAAUUUAAUUUUUAAAUACUGUUUUGAAAGUGAUAUGAAAAAGUCGAGAAUUGAGCUAGCCCUACACUCAUCAUUGUUGCCUUCUUUUGUUGCACUGUACAUGAUCAUGCUCUCAGUUUCAACUCUGGUUUUCUCUGGCUGCUGCCAAAUACGUGGAUCAGCAAGUGCCUCUUGUGUUAUACUGUGUGGGUUUCCUUAUAAACAUUUCAGUGAUGCUUUUACUUUAAAAUCAUUACAAGACCUGAGUGGAUACUUUGCUAGUAACCUGUCAGUCAUCAGUUGAUAUCUCUGGAACAUCCUAAGCUGUAUGAAAAGUAUUGCAGAGAAAGAAAACAUGACAACUGUUGCUGUUAGAAAGAAAGAAGUCACUAGAGAUCUAGAUCAUUGUGAUAUCCCGUACUAUGUUUCUGAAUUUGUGGAAAGAGAAGUCGGAAAUGACUAUGGUUCUCUGAGGAAGCUAGACAACCUUGUUGAUAAGCUAUCUGAAAAUAAAAAGCAGUUAGAAGAACAGGUACUUACAGUUUCAUCAGAAGUCCCUAAAAGAAUUCAGAAUGCCCUAAAGAAUGCAGAAGAUUCUAAAAAGUCUCUGAGUCGGCUUCUAGAGGAAGAAACUCUUCUAUCUGAUUCAAUCAAUAGCCACUUACUGAAAGCUCAGCCAUGGAUGGAGGAUCUUGAUGUACUGAUUAAUCAAGUAGAAGAGAUUGAACGACACCUGGCCUAUCUUAAAUGGAUUUCACGAAUAGAAGAGUUAAGUGAUAGCAUUCAGCAAUAUCUGAUGACCAACAAUGUUACAGAGGCAGCCAGUACUCUAGCAUUCAUGGCAGAACUGGAUAUUAAACUUCAGGAGUCAUCUUGUUCUCAUCUUCUUGCUUUUGUGAGAUCCACUGUUAAAUUCUGGCAUAAAAUUCUUAAGGACAAAUUGUCGAGUGACUUUGAAGAGGUACUAACCCAGCUCCGCUGGCCAUUUGUGGGGCCACCGCAGUCUCAGGCGUUUGGCCUUGCGGUACCAGCCAGUGCUCCUGAUGUAUACAACAAUUUGGAGAUGUUGUUUUGUCAGCUUCUGAAGUUGCAAACCUCAGAUGAACUGUUAACCAAACCUAAGCAAUUGCCAGAAAAGUACUCUUUACCCCCAUCGCCACCUAUUAUCCUUCCGAUACAGAUCAUGCUGAAUCCUCUUCAGAAAAGAUUCAAGUAUCAUUUCACUGGAAAUAAACAAACCAAUGUUUUAAACAAGCCUGAGUGGUAUUUAACACAAGUACUUAUGUGGAUUGGAAAUCACGCAAAGUUCCUUGAUGACAAAAUCCAGCCAAUACUGGACAAGGCAGGAUCUUCAGUGAAUGCUGGUCUUGAAUUCUCUCGUGCUCUAGUAAUGCUGAUUUUGGAGAAGCUGGCUGCUGAUAUUCCGUGCCUGUUGUAUGAUGAUGCGCUCUUUUGUCACCUUGUGGAUGAGGUACUUCUGUUUGAGAGAGAGUUAUACAGCGUUCAUGGUUACCUCAGCAGCUUUCCCAGUUGCAUGCACAUUCUCUCAGAAGAAUCCUGCUUCCAGAGGUGGCUAACGGUGGAAAAAAAAUUUGCUCUUCAGAAAAUGGACUCUAUGCUUUCAUCAGAGGCUGCGUGGGUAUCGCAAUACAAAGAUAUCACUGAUGUAGAUGAAAUGAAAGUCCCAGACUGCGCUGAAACUUUUAUGACUCUGUUGUUAGUUAUAACAGACAGAUAUAAGAAUCUUCCAACAGCUUCCAGAAAACUACAGUUCCUGGGCCUACAGAAGGAGUUAGUUGAUGAUUUCCGGAUACGGUUAACUCAAGUAAUGAAAGAAGAGACUAGAGCUUCCUUAGGAUUCCGAUACUGUGCAAUCCUUAAUGCUGUUAACUAUAUAGCAACAGUGUUGGCAGACUGGGCUGACAAUGUAUUCUUCUUGCAGCUACAGCAGGCCGAGCUGGAGGUUUGUGCAGAAAGUAACACCGUCAGUAAACUCCAGCUAGGGCAGCUGGCCUCCAUGGAGAGCUCUGUCUUUGAUGAGAUGAUUAACCUCCUGGAACGCCUGAAACAUGACAUGCUGACUCGUCAAGUGGAUCAUGUCUUCAGAGAGGUCAAAGAUGCUGCAAAGCUGUACAAAAAAGAGAGGUGGUUAUCUUUACCAUCUCAAGCAGAGCAAGCAGUAAUGUCUUUAUCGAGCACAGCUUGCCCAAUGUUGUUGACCCUACGAGACCGCUUGCUACAAUUGGAACAGCAGCUGUGUCACUCGCUGUUCAAAAUUUUCUGGCAAAUGCUUGCCGAGAAAGUGGAUUUAUACAUAUAUCAGGAAAUAAUUAUGGCAAAUCAUUUCAAUGAAGGAGGAGCAGCACAACUCCAGUUUGACAUGAGUAGAAAUCUGUUCCCUUUGUUUUCACACUACUGCAAGAGGCCAGAAAACUACUUCAAGCACAUAAAAGAAGCCUGCAUUAUCCUGAACCUGAAUGUUGGUUCUGCCUUGCUUCUGAAGGAUGUACUACAGUCGGCUUCGGAAAAUGAACCAACGUUAAAUCCAAACCAGCCAUCUGCAACAGCAGCACUAAAUGAACUUGGCGUUUACAAAUUAGCUCAAAAGGAUGUUGAGAUUCUUCUCAAUUUGAGAGCUAGUUGGCCAAAUACAGGAAAAUAAAGACUUCAGAAAUGGUGCAUAACAUGGUCUAGAUUACUCAUUUCAAACAAAAGUGAAGCUAAUAUGUUGCAAUAUACUUAGGUUAAUUUUUUUCAGUACUGUAUGCUGGACAAUUGCUUUAAUCUAAUCUUAUGCCUUAUUGUAUACAGUUCCAAAAAAAUUCCAAAAUGCUCCCGACUUGGUUUUGAACUGCACGGAUCUUAUUUUCCACGGCCACUUUGACGUUGCAUUUAGAAGCUAAAACUUUCUUCAUCUCUAAUGAGUAUGUCUGCCUUGUCAGUGCUGUGUGCUGUAACAUCAUUCUAAGCAAUAUUUACAGUGGAAACGCACCUUUGUACAAUAUGGACAACUCUUCCUUAUGCACUGGUCCACCUUCACUUAAACACAUGUUUUACAUCUCUAACUCACAGGCAAUGGAUGUUGUGUAUUAAAAUGUGUAUAUGCAGAACACAGAAGGAGGGAAUGAAUGAGUAUGAAGGAGUAUG